GAGAGAGAGAGAGAGAGGACUGCCUCCUCCUCCUCUAAACACAUCCAGACUUUCCUUCACUCCUCUCAGCUCAGUGUGCUCUCCUUCUCCUGUAGGAAGGAGCUCUGCAAAUGUGACACACCAGGAUGGAGGAGAUCAGCUGUGAGCCCUCUGCAGCAGCAGCUGGUUGGAGUGUGGUUGGAGAAAAGGACUGAACACACUUGAACAACCAACAUGUUCAUCUUGUGGGUCCCGGUGACUUUAUCCCUAUUCCUCAGCUUCAUCAUCUCUCAGACGUGGAGCGUUCAAAUGUCGUGGGAGAACCGAGGAGGCAACGACUUCUUUGAUAACAAACCGAUCAGCAGCUCUCAGCCGCACAUCGUGUUCAUCCUGGUGGACGAUCAAGGUUUCCGGGAUGUCGGGUAUCACGGAUCCGAGAUCAAAACCCCGACUCUGGACCGGCUGGCUGCUCAGGGAGUCAAACUGGAGAACUACUAUGUGCAGCCUCUCUGCAGCCCCUCCAGGAGCCAGCUCAUGACCGGCAGGUAUCAGAUCCACACUGGCCUUCAACACUCCAUCAUCCGAGCUACCCAGCCCAACUGCCUGCCCUUGGAAAAUGUCACCCUGCCCCAGAAGCUCAAGCAAGCGGGCUACUCCACCCACAUGGUGGGCAAGUGGCACCUGGGCUUCUACAAGCGCGGCUGCAUGCCCACCCAGCGUGGCUUCGACACUUUCUUCGGCUCCCUGCUGGGAAGCGGGGACUACUACAGCCACUACAAAUGUGAAGGGCCCGGUAUGUGUGGCUAUGAUUUGUAUGAAGGGGAAGAGGCAGCUUGGGAACAGGACCGCGGCAUGUACUCGACCGUGAUGUUUACUCGAAAGGCUAUCAGCAUCUUAGCCAACCACGACCCUCGCAGACAACCCUUGUUCCUCUACUUAGCCUAUCAGGCGGUUCAUUCCCCGCUGCAGGUUCCUGCCCGCUACCUCGAGCGCUACAAGGGCAUUCCGAACUUGCAUCGUCGCAAAUAUGCCGCCAUGGUGUCCUGCCUUGACGAAGCCAUCCACAACCUCACGGUAGCGCUGAAACGCUACGGUUAUUAUGACAACACAGUUAUAGUGUACUCCUCAGAUAACGGAGGCCAGCCGUUAGCAGGUGGAAGCAACUGGCCCUUGAGGGGGAGUAAAGCCACCUACUGGGAAGGGGGGAUCCGGGCGGUGGGCUUUGUUCACAGUCCCCUGUUGCUAAACAAAGGGACAAAAUGUCGAUCUUUGGUCCACAUCACUGACUGGUUCCCUACACUGGUGACCCUGGGUGAAGGGACUUUAGAUGAAGAUCUAAAUCUGGACGGGUAUGAUGUCUGGGAGGCGAUCAGUGAAGGUCGCCGAUCUCCUCGCCAGGACAUUCUUCACAACAUUGACCCAAUCUACGUUAAAGCCAAGAAUGGUUCGUGGAAGGCCGGGUAUGGCUUAUGGAACACCGCCAUCCGUGCUGCGCUCCGGGUGGGCCACUGGAAGCUCCUUACCGGUGUCCCCGGCUACAGUGACUGGGUGCCCCCGCAGACCUUCUCCAACCAGCGGCUAACCAAUCGCUGGCACAAUGAGCGUGUCCGUUGGGACCGGGGCAAGUCCAUCUGGCUGUUCAACAUCACAGCCGACCCUUACGAGAGAGUGGACUUGUCCCAGCGCUACCCUCACAUAGUGAAGAAGAUGCUUAUACGGCUUGCGCAGUACAACAAAACCGCUGUGCCGGUGCGCUACCCGGCUAAAGACCUGCGCUCUAACCCUCAGUACAAUGGGGGCGUGUGGGGACCUUGGUACAAAGACACGAGGGAGGAGCAAGAGGAGGAUGAGAGAUACAAUAACUUGUUCACCAACCAUCUUGGGAAAAAAAGGUGGAAUAAGAAAUCAAAGAACAGAAAGUUGAAAAGGAAGGUAGAAGAGUAGCAUACCCCAUUUGUGAAAGACUUCAGUUGCCUUUUCUCAGGGAUAGACACUUCCUGUUUCAGGAUUGUCCUCUUCAGACGUUCUGACUCCAGUUAGUUUUUGACUUGACUCCACUAGAUACUGUAUGAAAAAACAAUGUGGAUGAACCUUUUGAAAUGCCUCAAGAGAAUAAGAAAAAAAGAUCCUCUCAUUCAAACACUGUUGUCGUGCCCAGACACAACUAAAGACCUCAUUGUUAAUGUUAGGGGCAUUUAAAGAAUGUUAUCUAGAUUGUGUUGCAUGCUUGAACUGUUGUCACCUUUUGGAUUGUUCUGUGGAUUCAUGUUUCACUUAGAGUAGAAAAUAAAUCUUUCCUAGACAAUUGCCAUAAAUUUUGGUGACAGAAAUAAAGUAAGACAUAGUUCUAUUAUGUUGUUGAUUGCAACGACACAGUAUGGUGGAUGUAGGAUUUAUGUCAAUGUGUGAGUUGAUGUACGUUGGUUUUAUAAGCACAGUCUGUCUUUUAGAAUAAUAGAUUUUGUUCCCUCUUUUUUAGAUGAUGUCUGGUCUGGCACCAGGCCAACCCGAAUGUAAGACAAGCUAACAAAAUAAAAGCCCCCAGACACAAA
Messenger RNA from Sebastes umbrosus (honeycomb rockfish), 2531 nucleotides. RefSeq names its product arylsulfatase family, member J (gene arsj). NCBI's taxonomy places the organism in Eukaryota, Metazoa, Chordata, Actinopteri, Perciformes, Sebastidae. The coding region runs from base 214 to 1923 and encodes 569 amino acids. The transcript has 2 exons. The record is from RefSeq and is a predicted model, not a curated record.